AUGGCGGCGUCCUCUGUCUGCGUGCAGAGCGUGAUGCAGAGCUCACUGAGAGCAAUGAGAGCAGUGCGACCGUCUAUGGUUGUAAUUCUGGGAGCUACGGGAACAGGGAAGUCCAAAUUGGCUAUAGAAUUGGGACGAAGACUGAAGGGAGAAAUUAUCAGCGCCGACUCCAUGCAGGUAUACCACGGCCUAGACAUCAUCACUAACAAGGUGACAGCAGAGGAGCGUGCCCAGUGCAAACAUCACAUGAUCAGCAUCGUGGACCCUUUAAUGAGCACUUAUACCGUAGUGGACUUCAGAAACAAGGCUCUCACUCUCAUUAAUGAUAUGCACAGUAGGAACAAGCUGCCCAUUAUUGUGGGAGGAACAAACUAUUAUAUUGAAUCACUGCUGUGGAGAGUGCUGUUGGAUACAGGGGACAAUGACAACACUGGUCAUGGGGAAGACACAGUGCCCAACAGGAAACUGGAGCUGGAAAAACUGGGAGGAGCCGAGUUGCAUAAACGACUGAUGGAAGUAGACCCGACAAUGGCUGCUAUGUUGCACCCCAAUGACAAACGCAAGGUAGCAAGGAGUCUGCAGAUCCACCAGGAGACUGGUAUACCCCACAGUGAGUGGCUGGAGGAGCAGAGGAAGCAGGAGGGUGGAGGAGGCCUGGGUGGACCACUGCGAUAUCCAGACCCAUGCAUCUUCUGGCUACAUUCUGAUAUGGAAGUUCUGGACACUCGCUUGGACACUCGGGUGGACGAGAUGUUGGCUGCAGGACUGAUUGAUGAGCUGAAGGAUUUCCAUGUUAGCUACAAUCAAAGGAAAGUCGUGGAUGAAAGCCAGGACUAUCAACAUGGGAUUUUCCAGUCCAUUGGCUUUAAGGAGUUCCAUGACUACCUGAUCGCUCCAGAGAGCAGCAGCCAACAGGAAAGAGAUGCACUACGCGACAAAGGUGUAGAAGCUUUGAAGAUUGCUACUAGACGUUAUGCUCGCAAACAGAAUAAGUGGGUUCGGAACCGCUUUCUUAAACGUCCAGGUGAUGGCGUACCCCCAGUAUACGGACUGGACGUGAGUGAUGUGUCGCGGUGGGAGGAGACCGUGCUGACCCCUGCACUGCAGAUAUUGGCCUCUCUCUGUAAGGGCGAGGUACCUGCCGCUUCACCGCUGAGAGUGGAUGGAGAGUUAAGAAACAAGCGGAGUCGGCAUACCUGCGAUCUCUGCGAUAAAGUUAUUAUUGGAGAUCUGGAGUGGACAGCACACCUGAAGUCAAAAAAGCAUUACUAUCAUGUGAAGAAGAAGAGGAAGAUAGAUGAGGGCGAUAACCAAUCACGGAGCCAGGAAGUCUCUCAGGACUCUGCUCCUGCUCCCGGCUGCACAGAGUCCCUCCAGGAGUCGUCUCCAGACACCCGGGCAGCCCACACACAACUCUUUUUCCCGCCAGUGCAGUGUUUGGUGGGAGUGGUCAUGGCCUCGCUCUAUGGCAGCAACACAGAGAGCCAGGGCCUUCCCGCCUGA
Messenger RNA from Knipowitschia caucasica, 1503 nucleotides. NCBI's taxonomy places the organism in Eukaryota, Metazoa, Chordata, Actinopteri, Gobiiformes, Gobiidae. The record is from the annotation of a GenBank genome assembly.